AUGCAACGUUUGAUAGAAGAAAGACGAAAUGGAGGUCAAGGGGGGUUCACGGCGAUUCACGUUAAGAGGUUCAUGAAAUUUUCCAGAGAAUGUGCAGUUUGUGGAGCUCCGAAGUCAGUCGGUGGUGGUGCGUUAUCACAAUGCAAACAAUGCAAUAUGGUGCUAUAUUGUAGCGAGGAACAUAGAAAUUUUGAUUGGAAGCGGCAUAAACCACUUUGCAAAACUGUACAAUCUCAGCUAGCAAGGAGUACUACUGCUGCUGCUGCUACGAUUGAGCAAAAAAGUGCUGAUAAAGUUAUAGAUCCUAUUAGUUGUACAACAGUGAUCAAUGCAAAAUGGCUAGGCAAUAGAUUGUGCGAAAAUUUUAUUAACACAAGCAGUCGAGAUAAUCGGAUUCUUGAAAAAAUCAUUGAUACAUCGGAGAAAGUAUCGAGGAAGAGAAUACUGCAGAUGAACUGCAGACACUCUCAGCUGAUUAAUCAUUCUACUAAUCCUAUCUUCACGAUUAGCCUACAAGAUCACCUGAAAUUACUUACCGCAAGUGGAUUCGAUCAACAGCAAGCAGUUGCCUUGCAUCUGAAGUGCAUUGCGGACCAUGCUGUUAAGUGCUUGAAUGAUUAUGGUUGGGCCAUCGUGGAUAAUCUUCUUGGACAAAAUCACUGUUAUCAUAUUCAUAGAGAAAUGAAUUAUUUGUACAAUAGUGGUAUCUUUAAACCAGGACAGUUGUUGGAAACAAGAAUGAAUUCGAACUCACGAAAUAUACGGUCAGAUGAGGUUUAUUGGUUUGACAACAAUGAUGAACAAGUAAGUGUGGCAGUGACAGUUCGAUUGCUUGUCUCAAUGAUUGAUUCCAUCAUUGUUCAUUUUAAUGGCCGUGUACCCUAUGAAAUUAAUGGACGCUCACGGGCAAUGCUGGCAAUAUAUCCAUCAAAUGGAACACAUUAUGUGAAACACAUUGAUAACCCAAUGAAAGAUGGUCGUUGCAUUACUGCUAUUUAUUAUUGCAAUCAAAACUGGAAUGUUGAAAGGGAUGGUGGUUGCUUCAGGCUUUUUCCCAAAACAUCGGAUGUCCCAGUGGAUAUCGAGCCACGAGCUGACCGGUUGUUACUUCUAUGGUCAGAUCGUCGGAACCCGCAUGAAGUUCGUCCAGUAUAUCGGGAUCGCUACGCUAUAACAGUUUGGUAUUUUGAUACGAGUGAAAAACUGGCAGCAAUGGCAAAGAAAAGUAAGCAAAAUGCGUUAGAUGAAAAAUUUGAAAAUAAACAGCAGUUGCAGCAAUCCAUUCUACUUAGUAAUGAACAGAAGUUGCAGCAGCCGCUACUUUCUUCUUCGAACAGUUUCAUAAAACAGGAACCGGACAUAUUGUCAUCGCUUGACAACCUUCCAAAUCAUUUUAUCAUUUUUCAUCCUACCGUAUCAUCCACACAACCACUACGAAUUGCUUUUGAAACACAACAAAUCACGAAACAUAGAAACGAUACAGAACAGGAGGGAAAUCACGUCAAACAUCCAUACAAACAUUUUGGUCAACAUUAUGAAUACAUUUAUGAAACGCCUUCUUCACCUGAUCAGAGGCCUAAAUUUUUGCUUUCAUAUGAUUCAAUUGGUGGUGAUCAGACUGAUAUGGCAGGAAACAUUAAGCAAAUAGGCAAUUCAAAAAAUCAUAAACCAAAAAAGCAUUGGCAAUCAAAUGCUAAAGAAAUGCAAUUCUUAGAUGCGCAAGCUGAACAAUUUCAGCAUCAAUCGGAAAAUUCUGAUAUAACGGAUUUUCCACAAAAAAUCAGUAACCUAUAUUUUAAAAAUGCAUGGAAAGAAAAUGAAAAUGCUCGAAAGCGUACGCAAGAAGAAUAUGAAAUUGUGCAUCGAUUAGCUAGCGAUAUUUUUGAUCAAGCACAGGAGGAAAUGUCGAAAUUUCCGACUUUCGAUAUUUCGCGUUUUCGGAAAUUAUUUUCGAGAGUAGCAGAUGUGCCAGCAUCGUUACUAGAAAAUUCCUUUCCCGAAAGAAGAGCAAAUCCGGCUUAUGGUUCAAAUAGAUUUCAAUUAAGAAAAGAAGAAGACAAAAAUAUUUCCAAAAAAUUUCAACCGUUGCAGAGAAAAAAUGACGUGCGUAGGAUGUCAGAAAAUGCGAAACAUAAAAUGAAAAGUGAUAAGGAUAGGCGAUGGACUAAAAAUGGUGCAUUAAAAAAAUCCCAAAAUGAUGGCAGCUAUCAAUUAUUUGGUACAUUGCCGAAAUUUGAUCCGAGAUUCCCGUUUGAUCGAGCAUACAAACUAAUGGAUGGCUUACGAUCACCAGAAUUAUUGAAAUUUCCAUCAACCAAUUUUCAUAUUUAA
This is a messenger RNA of Acanthocheilonema viteae, 2331 nucleotides long. NCBI's taxonomy places the organism in Eukaryota, Metazoa, Nematoda, Chromadorea, Rhabditida, Onchocercidae. The record is from the annotation of a GenBank genome assembly.